Molecule: messenger RNA, 2310 nt
Organism: Ananas comosus (pineapple)
Lineage: Eukaryota; Viridiplantae; Streptophyta; Magnoliopsida; Poales; Bromeliaceae
Product: AP2-like ethylene-responsive transcription factor BBM
Exons: 10
Coding region: 1-2247 (748 amino acids)
Biological process (GO): regulation of DNA-templated transcription
Molecular function (GO): DNA binding; DNA-binding transcription factor activity
Source: RefSeq, a predicted model, not a curated record
AUGGCCUCCAUGAACAACUGGUUAGCCUUCUCUCUCACCCCACAGGAUCAGCUCAAUCCGACUUCCCAGCCAACCCACCCCACCGACUCACCGCCCGCCGCUGUUGCUCGAUUCAUCACGGGCGACGACGUCCCCAGCGACUGUUACGGUCUCUCUGCCGACACCGCCUCGGAGCCUCCUCUUGCUAUCCCAACCUUAAUUAGGCCGGAUGCAUCUUACGGGAUCUUGGAGGAUUUCAACAGGAACAACCAUCAACCCCAAGAUUGGAACAUGAAGGGUUUGGACUUCAAAGGGGGAUCGUCUGAGCUAUCAAUGCUCGUCGGAUCAAGCAGUAUCAAGAAUAGUAAUAAUAUGGCUGAUGGUGAUGUGCCGAAGCUAGAAGAUUUCCUCGGAGGGAACUCUUUCGCCGACCACGACCAUCAGAAGAUCUCUAGUGGUCUCCCUGGGAACUAUGAUAGUUCUUCUGGUGCAUACUUGUUCUCUAACUCCUUUCUCCAAGUUACUGAUACUGCAAUGGUAACGACAUCUAAUGGAGGUUUAAUGAGUGGCACCAAUGGUGGUACCAACACCAGCACCAUUGGGCUUUCGAUGAUCAAGACAUGGCUCCGAAACCACCCGGCCCCGUCGCAGCAGCCGGAAAAUAAUAAGGCAACGGUAGGGAACAUUAAUGGGGGAUCGGCUAAUUCGCAGAGCCUAUCGCUUUCCAUGAGCAUGGGCUCGCAGUCGAGCUCGGCAUUGCCGCUCGUCACGGUGGGAGCGAGUGGAGGUGGCGAGAGCUCGUCAUCGGAGGGUAAGCAGAAGGCGAGUGGGGGCGGACUUGAUGCACAAACUGGUGCAAUAGAAACAGCUCCUAGGAAAUCAAUUGAUACUUUCGGGCAGAGGACUUCGAUCUAUCGCGGCGUUACAAGGCAUAGAUGGACAGGGAGGUAUGAGGCUCAUCUUUGGGACAACAGUUGCAGAAAAGAAGGCCAAUCCCGCAAGGGCAGGCAAGGUGGUUAUGACAAAGAAGAUAAAGCAGCUAGAGCUUACGAUUUGGCUGCUCUCAAGUACUGGGGUCCUACUACUACAACAAACUUCCCAGUAAGUAACUACGAAAAGGAGCUCGAGGAGAUGAAGCACAUGACUAGGCAGGAAUAUGUUGCAUCCCUGAGAAGGAAGAGCAGUGGAUUUUCUCGAGGGGCAUCUAUCUAUCGCGGAGUAACUAGGCAUCACCAGCAUGGGAGAUGGCAAGCAAGGAUAGGGAGGGUUGCAGGGAACAAGGAUCUCUAUCUGGGCACUUUCAGUACCCAAGAGGAGGCCGCGGAGGCGUACGACAUCGCGGCGAUAAAGUUCCGUGGGCUGAACGCAGUCACCAACUUUGACAUGAGCCGCUACGACGUGAAGAGCAUCCUCGAGGGCAGCACCCUCCCGAUCGGUGCAGCUGCGAAGCGUCUCAAGGAGCAGCAGGCAUCGGAGAACGGGGGGGAGGCCAGUCUCAUGACCGACGCAUUCAGCGCCUACACCUCCCAGCAGCAGCAGCAGCACCACCACCACCACGGCGGAUGGCCGACCAUCGCCUUCCAACAGCCCCAGCCCUUGGGCUUCCACGGCCACUAUCCGUACGGGCAAGCUAGGGUUUGGUGCAAGCAGGAGCAAGACGCUGCUGCGGCCCACAGCCUCCAAGACUUCCACCAACUCCACCUCAGUAGCACCACCACCCACAACUUCCUCCAGCCGGCAGCCGCGGCGGCGGCGGCCCUCCACAACCUGAUAAGCUUGGACUCAUCAUCUCUCGAGCACAGCACCGGGUCAAACUCGAUCAUCUACAACAACAACGGUAACGUGAGCGCGAGCAGCGGGAGUUAUCACGGCGUCGUGGGUGACGGGCACGGCGGUGGAUUCAUGGUGCCGAUAAGCACGGUGGUGGCCGAUCACCAGAGCCACCAUGCCACUGCUGCUAACCAAGGGAGCUGUACUAUAAGCAGCUUCGGAGACGUCGACGAAGGGAAGCAUAUGUUGUAUCAUGAGAAUAUGUUUGGGAAUGAUCCGGACCCGUAUGCCGCUAGUAGAAACAGUUUCUAUCUGUCGCAGAAUUCACUAUUGGCGGUCGGAAAUAAUAACUGGAUGAGUAGUACUGCGGCGGCGGCGGCGGCCUCGACACAGGCGGUGGCCUCGACGCAGGCCGUGGCCUCGAGGGCUAACAACAACAACAUGGCCGUGUGCAAUAACGGAGGAGCACCUCUUUUCACUGUGUGGAAUGAUGCAUGAGUUAGAAGGAGAUCGAGGGAGGAGGUUUAAUUUAUAGCACUAGAGAAUAGAGAAGUUGAUACA